GAAGGAAAGUAUCAUCAUCAGCAUUAUCUCAGAUUGUUCAAGAGAGAUUACAUCUAUUCUUCUCCAUCAGUGAUUUUAUCCCAUCGACGUUUGACCCUUACAACUAAACAUGGCUUCCAAGAUAAUGAUGUUAAUCUUCACUGUUGUCAUGGUAACUGCCUUGGUAACUGCAGAAACUUUCAAUGAUCUCACCGAUGAUGAUCUUAAUGAGAUGGAAGCUCUGAUUUUCAAAAGAGCCGAUUCAAAUGAAGCUGACGUCGGAAUGGAGUUUGAUGACGAUCAAAUGGAAAAACGAGGGCGGGGGAAAUUCUUCCGCUGCACACAUCCAUUAAAUGGAUUUUCAUGUGUCUGUGAUAAGCGAUAUCGCAAAAGUAAUCCCAGAUACUACCGGGUAUGCGGACAUCAGUGAGAAGCCGAAUAUCCGACACUGGAAUGGACCGGCAUGAAACUCGGAUAUACGAGAAUCCAUGGACAGACAUCGAGAAUAAAUCAAUUC
Lytechinus pictus (painted urchin) is the source of this 496-nucleotide messenger RNA. RefSeq lists its product as uncharacterized. Bases 110 to 409 code for a protein of 99 amino acids. The record is from RefSeq and is a predicted model, not a curated record. NCBI's taxonomy places the organism in Eukaryota, Metazoa, Echinodermata, Echinoidea, Temnopleuroida, Toxopneustidae. The transcript is spliced from 3 exons.